AUGUCCGAAACUUCUUCGUUGCUUAUACCCAAAGAAAACCCUCCAGUUUCAUCAAAACCAAUGGCAAAUAAAUCCCUCACAGGCCUCGAGAGUCUCAUAAAGCUUCUCCCAACAGGAACACUCUUCAUCUACCUCUUACUAAACCCUGUCCUCACAAACGACGGUGAAUGCUCAACAACUAAUAAAGUCAUGUCAAGCAUUCUCGUCGGUCUUUGCAGCUUUUCAUGCGUGUUUUCAUGCUUCACCGAUAGUUUCAAAGGCACGGACGGGUCAAGAAAGUAUGGUAUAGUCACCAAAAAGGGUCUUUGGACUUACGCAGAUCCAGGAUCCGCGGAUUUGUCUAAGUACAAGCUUAGGAUUGCUGAUUUCGUUCACGCGGGUUUUGUGGUGGCUGUGUUUGGAACACUUGUGUUGCUUGACGCUAAUACCGCAAGCUGCUUUUAUCCGCGGUUUAGAGAAACGCAAAAGACUUUGGUCAUGGUUUUGCCUGUGGCUGUGGGCGUUGCCUCGGCAGGUAUCUUCGCUAUUUUUCCUAGCAAACGAAAUGGACUCGGGUAUGCUCCAAGUGGUGAUGAGGAGGAGGAGGAGGAGAUCAAGAAAGAUUCUGGCUCUGCAUGAAACGUAUAGUUGCUUUUGUUGUUUGUGGUCUUCGG
Eruca vesicaria subsp. sativa (arugula) is the source of this 653-nucleotide messenger RNA. The record is from the annotation of a GenBank genome assembly. NCBI's taxonomy places the organism in Eukaryota, Viridiplantae, Streptophyta, Magnoliopsida, Brassicales, Brassicaceae.